Molecule: messenger RNA, 1614 nt
Organism: Penicillium vulpinum
Lineage: Eukaryota; Fungi; Ascomycota; Eurotiomycetes; Eurotiales; Aspergillaceae
Gene: cbhB
Product: putative 1,4-beta-D-glucan-cellobiohydrolyase
Exons: 1
Coding region: 1-1614 (537 amino acids)
Biological process (GO): carbohydrate metabolic process
Cellular component (GO): extracellular region
Molecular function (GO): cellulose binding; hydrolase activity, hydrolyzing O-glycosyl compounds
Source: RefSeq, a predicted model, not a curated record
AUGGCCUCCACUCUCUCCUUCAAGAUCUACAAAAAUGCCCUGUUGUUGGCCGCCUUUCUCGGGGCUGCACACGCACAGCAGGUGGGCACCAACCAAGCUGAGGUUCAUCCGUCCUUGACUUGGCAAAAGUGCACUGCUGGAGGCAGCUGCACUUCCCAAAGUGGCAAGGUUGUCGUCGACGCCAACUGGCGCUGGGUACACAACACUGCGGGCUACACCAAUUGCUAUACUGGCAAUCAGUGGGAUAAAUCUAUCUGCCCAGACGAUGUUACUUGUGCCACCAACUGCGCCCUUGAAGGUGCCGAUUACUCGGGCACUUAUGGUGUUACCGCCAGCGGCAGCUCUUUGCGACUGAACUUCGUCACCCAGGCAUCUCAGAAGAACAUUGGCUCGCGUCUCUACCUGAUGGCAGAUGAUAGCAAGUACGAAAUGUUCCAGCUGCUCAAUCAGGAGUUUACCUUCGAUGUCGACGUCUCGAACCUUCCCUGCGGGUUGAACGGCGCGCUCUAUUUCGUGGCCAUGGACGAAGAUGGUGGCAUGGCACGAUAUCCUGCAAACAAAGCCGGUGCUAAGUACGGUACCGGUUACUGUGAUGCUCAAUGCCCGCGUGACCUCAAAUUCAUUAACGGUCAGGCUAAUGCAGAAGGUUGGGUGCCAUCUGCCAACGAUGUCAACGCUGGUACUGGCAAUUAUGGCUCUUGCUGUGCUGAGAUGGAUAUCUGGGAGGCCAAUUCAAUCUCCACCGCAGUCACACCCCAUCCUUGUGAUGACCCAGCCCAGACUAGGUGCAGCGGAGAUACCUGUGGCGGCACAUACAGCAGUGAACGCUAUAGUGGUACUUGUGACCCUGAUGGAUGUGACUUCAACCCGUAUCGCAUGGGUAACCAGUCUUUCUUCGGCCCGAGCAAGAUCGUUGAUACCACAUCCCCCUUCACAGUGGUCACUCAAUUUAUCACCAAUGACGGUACAUCUACUGGCACUCUCUCGGAAAUCAAGCGCUUCUACGUGCAGAAUGGCAAGGUUAUUCCCCAAUCUGUAUCUACCGUCAGCGCUGUUACUGGCAACUCUAUCACGGACUCCUUCUGCUCUGCUCAGAAGUCCGCAUUCAAGGACACGGACGUAUUUACUCAGCAUGGCGGUAUGGCCGGUAUGGGGGCUGGUCUUGCGGAAGGCAUGGUUCUGGUCAUGAGUCUCUGGGAUGACCACUCAGCAAACAUGCUGUGGCUUGACAGCACUUACCCAACCUCCGCCUCUUCGACUACUCCCGGUGCUGCUCGCGGUAGCUGCGACAUUUCCUCUGGCGACCCUGUCGAUGUUGAAGCUAACCACGCGAACGCUUAUGUUGUCUACUCCAACAUCAAGGUCGGUCCUCUCGGCUCGACUUUCAGCUCGACCAACCCAGGCUCCAGCUCCAGCACCACCACGGCGACAACCAGAACUACCUCCACUACCACUAGUAAGACAACCACCACCACCGCUACUACUACGACUGGAGCAACCACCGGCGCUGCUCACUAUGCGCAGUGUGGUGGAGUUAACUGGACCGGCCCAACCACCUGUGUCAGCCCGUACACCUGCCAGAAGCAGAGUGAUUAUUACUCACAGUGCUUGUAG